AUGGGUGCUUGCUUUUCUUGCAAACCAAAACCUGCACUUCAAAAUGUGAGAGUGGUUCAUCUAAAUGGCUAUGUGGAGGACUAUGAGCAUCCAAUUUCUGUAGGUCAAGUCACAGGGAAGCCCACAAAGCACUUUGUCUGCACCCCAGCUCAGCUUCUCUCCACUGGGUCCAAGCCAUUAAAGCAGGACACUCUGCUGCAACCAGGGCAGGUCUAUUUUCUGCUUCCAUACUCAGCAUUGCAGAGUGAUGUUUCUCCUCUGGACUGGGCCUCCAUAUCCAGAAAGCUCACUGCAGCAGCAGCAAAAAGCAGGAGGUCUUCAUGUGAGGGUAACAAUAAUUCUUCUCAUUCUUCUCCUUUGGCUCCUUCUAGUCCUUUGAUGAUGGGCCAGUUUUGCUCAAGCCCUGUGUGGAGCUCAUCAUCUUCACCAGGUAGAAGUCCAAGCAGGUUUUCUAUGGAGCAGGAGAGCAUGGGCUCUCUGAUGGAUUAUGGCUCUCAAAGGUCUUGUAGAGCUAGGUCAUGGAAGCCACUUUUGGAUACAAUUACUGAGAAAUCAUUUAACAGGAGGACUGAAUCAGAUUUACAAGAGAUGCAUGUGGAGGCUGUGAAAUAG
Molecule: messenger RNA, 612 nt
Organism: Prunus armeniaca (apricot)
Lineage: Eukaryota; Viridiplantae; Streptophyta; Magnoliopsida; Rosales; Rosaceae
Source: the annotation of a GenBank genome assembly